AUGCCUCGCGGCCAGAAGAGUAAGCUUCGUGCCCGUGAAAAACGCCGCCAGGCUCGAGAAGAGACAGGGCAUGUGGUGGCUGCUCAAGCCACUGUACCAGAGGAAGAAGAGUCCCCCUCUUCUCCUUCUCCUCAUUUCAAAGAUGCUCCCCAGAGCUCAUCUGCCACUGGAACACCCAGCAAUCCUCAAGUUACUGGGAGAGUCCGCUCCACCAGCACUAGUACUGCAACUGCUUCAAACACAAGAUUUAAUGAAGGUGCCGACAAUCAAAUGGAGGAGAAGCCAAAUGCCUCACAGGCCAGGGAUACCACUGAGCACCGGCACAGAAGUCCUGUAGACAAGAAGGUUGCUAUGUUGGUAUACUACCUGCUGUACAAGUAUCAAAUGAAAGAGCCCAUUACCAAGGCAGAUAUGCUGAAAAAUGUAAUCCAGAUUAACAAGAAUCACUUCCACGAGAUCCUCCAGAAAGCCUCUGAGCACUUGGAGCUGGUUUUUGGCCUUGAUGUGAAGAAAGUGGAUCCCAACAGGAACACCUAUGUUCUUGUCAACAAAUUGGAAUCCAGCUAUGAUGGGAAAGUAAAUGAUAAUGGAGGUGUGCCCAAGACUGGCCUGUUGAUGACCGUCCUGGGCGUGAUCCUCACAAAGGGCAACUGUGCCACUGAGGAGCAAGUCUGGGAAGUGCUGAAUAUGAUGGAGUUAUAUGAUGGAAUGAAGAAUUUCAUCUAUGGGGAGCCCAGGAAGCUCAUCACCCAAGAUUGGGUGAAAGAAGAAUACCUGGAGUACCGGCAGAUAGCCAACAGUGAUCCUCCACGCUAUGAGUUCCUGUGGGGUCCCAGAGCCCAUGCUGAGACCAGCAAGAUGAAAGUCCUAGAGUUUGUGGCCAAGAUUCAUGAUACCGUCCCCACUGCCUUCCCAUUCUGGUAUGAAGAGGCUCUGAGAGAUGAGGAAGAGCGAGCCCGAGCCAAGGUUGUAGCCAAGGCUUAUAUUGCUGCUAUGGCCAGUGCACGCUCCAGGGCCAUGGCCAGCAGCUUCUCCUGCCCCAAGUGA
Mirounga angustirostris (Northern elephant seal) is the source of this 1047-nucleotide messenger RNA. RefSeq names its product melanoma-associated antigen B10-like. The coding region runs from base 1 to 1047 and encodes 348 amino acids. Gene Ontology annotation, cellular component: nucleus. The record is from RefSeq and is a predicted model, not a curated record. Gene Ontology annotation, biological process: negative regulation of transcription by RNA polymerase II. Lineage: Eukaryota; Metazoa; Chordata; Mammalia; Carnivora; Phocidae. The transcript has a single exon.